Molecule: messenger RNA, 3081 nt
Organism: Cryptomeria japonica (Japanese cedar)
Lineage: Eukaryota; Viridiplantae; Streptophyta; Pinopsida; Cupressales; Cupressaceae
Product: dynamin-related protein 3A
Exons: 20
Coding region: 338-2776 (812 amino acids)
Cellular component (GO): membrane; microtubule; cytoplasm
Molecular function (GO): GTPase activity; GTP binding; microtubule binding
Source: RefSeq, a predicted model, not a curated record
UAGAAGUUUCAUUGUUUCAAGGGUUGACCGAGGUCCCCAGGAUCUUAAAAUCCUUUCGACCACAAAUAAAUAAAUAUCAGAACUAAAAAAGCCUGCCAUGUUUUCGUGUCAUUGUCUACGCAGGGCAAUAUCCAGGUGAUCAGAAACAUAGGAUUUUCAAUUACAUGUAUUCCUUCUAUGCAUGCAUGACGGUUAUAUUUAAUGAUAUAAGGUAGUUUGCGAGCAAAACAUUUCCAAAGUGAUAAAAGCGCGAAAGCAGUAUAUUCCGAAUUACAGGGGAACUGAGAGAAAUCAGAAGAUAAGAGAAUUGAGUUGAGUUGAAUUCAAUUGUGAAUGAAUGGCAGAGCAGCAGGAGAUGUUGAUGUCGUUAGGGCAAGCGGUCAUACCCGUAGUUAACAGACUGCAGGACAUAUUUGCGCAGCUGGGAAGCGCCUCCACCAUUGAUUUGCCUCAGGUGGCGGUGGUGGGAAGCCAAAGCAGCGGCAAGUCGAGCGUUCUGGAGGCUCUGGUUGGUCGCGACUUUCUUCCGCGUGGCUCCGAUAUUUGCACUCGCCGCCCCCUUGUCCUUCAGCUCGUUCAAAUUGCCGCCCCCCGGAAAGACAAAGACAACGAAGAUGCCCUCGCCCACGAAUGGGGUGAAUUUCUUCAUCUCCCCGGCAAGCGUUUUUUUGAUUUCGCCACCAUUCGGUCGGAGAUUCAGGCUGAGACAGAGAGAGAAGUUGGAAUCAACAAGGGUGUAUCUGAUAAGCAAAUCCGGCUGAAAAUAUAUUCACCACAUGUCCUCAAUAUAACCUUGGUUGACUUACCCGGUAUAACAAGGGUUCCGGUGGGCGAUCAACCUUCUGAUAUUGAAGCUAGAAUCAGAACAAUGAUUCUGUCCUAUAUUAGGCAUGAAACUUGCAUUAUACUAGCUGUUUCUCCUGCAAACUCUGAUUUGGCAAAUUCAGAUGCACUUCAGAUGGCAAGAAUGGCUGACCCUGAUGGGUCUCGGACAAUAGGUGUGAUAACAAAGCUGGAUAUUAUGGAUAGGGGAACUGAUGCUCGGAAUUUUCUUCUUGGAAAUGUUAUUCCACUUCGACUUGGCUAUAUAGGGAUUGUUAAUCGAAGCCAAGAGGACAUUAUUGCAAACAGAAGUAUUCGAGAUGCACUUGUUUAUGAGGAAAGCUUUUUCCGCAGUCGCCCGGUGUACCAUAGCUUAGCCGAUCGUUGUGGUGUUCCCCAACUAGCAAAAAAGUUGAAUCAGAUACUAGUGCACCAUAUCAGGGCUAUCUUGCCAGAAUUAAAAGCCCGAAUAAAUGUCCAAAUGGUUAGUGUGGUGAAUGAGCUUUCCACCUAUGGCGAGAUCGUAGAUUCUAAAGAUGGCCAAGGAACUUUGUUGCUAAGCAUUCUUACAAAGUACACAGAUGCAUUUACCUCAAUUGUAGACGGCAAAAAUGAAGACAUGUCAACAGCAGAGUUGUCAGGAGGAGCACGACUUCAUUAUAUAUUUCAAUCAAUUUUUGUUAAGAGCUUAGAGGAAGUGGAUCCUUGUGAAGAUUUAACUGACGAGGAUAUUAGAACAGCUAUUCAAAAUGCCACUGGAGCAAAAAAUGCUCUGUUUGUUCCUGAGAUCCCCUUUGAGGUUCUUGUACGGAAACAAAUUGCUCGUUUAUUAGAUCCAAGUCUUCAAUGUGCCCGGUUUAUUUAUGAUGAGUUAGUUAAGAUAGCACAUCAUUGUGGGACUGUAGAUCUGCAGCGGUUUCCUGUUUUACAAAAACAUAUUGAAGAAGUUGUAGGGGGCUUUUUACGUAAAGGUUUACGUCCUGCCGAGACUAUGGUUGGGCACAUAAUUGAAAUGGAGGUACUGAGAAAAAGACAGCUAAUUUGUCUUUACUUAUUAUUUGGAAGCAAAGCAGUGGAAGCUGCAUUACAGCAACACAGGUCUUCCAAGGAAACUUCUGAUUCUGAUAGGGUACCAGGUAGUGAAAAAAUUCAGAAGUCACGGGCAUUACUUCCAAAGUCAAAUACCUCCAGAGCUGCUUCUGAUCAGACGGUUACACGACCAGUUGCACACCAUGAAAAACCUGUGGCACCUGGAAAUGCAUCUGGUGGAAGUUGGGGUAUUUCUUCAAUUUUUGGAACUAGUGAGUCUCGUGCUCCCACUAAAGAGAAUUCAGUGAACAAGACAUAUAAUGACCCUGUUCGUAGUAUAGAUCCCAUGUUUUCCAAAAUUCAAUUGAAGGAACCACCUGCCAUAUUGAGACUUACUGAAGCACAAACAGAUGAUGAGCUUGUUGAAAUAACUGUAACAAAAUUACUUGUGAGGUCAUAUUACAAUAUUGUUAGAAAAAACAUCCAGGAUGCUGUACCUAAAGCUAUCAUGCACUUUCUGGUACAAAAGACAAAACGAGAAUUGCAUAGUGUCUUUAUCCUUAAGCUAUACAGCGAAAAGAAUUUUGAAGAUCUUUUGCAAGAGAAGGAAGAUAUAGCAAUUAAGAGGAAACGCUGCAAGGACAUCCUGAGGGUCCUAGAGCAAGCAGCACGGACAUUGGAUGAGUUACCUCUUGACUCUGACGUACCAUCAAAGAAUUCAAGUUCAACAGUUGACGCAACAGGCUUGCCUAGGGCACAAGGAUUUCAACCAUCAAUGUUUGCAAUUGCAAGUGAUGAAUAUGGUGUCUUUGGACCUCAGUCUUCCAAUAUUCCCUAUUUGGGCACAACAAAGAAUGCAAAAUCUCGGAAAUCUUCUAAUUCGGGCGAGCAACCGUCUUUUGUUCCACUUAAGCAUUUUGGCUAAGGGUGGAUGACAUCACUUUCUAUUCUGGACCAGGUUAUACCACUGCCAAUCUGUUAGCCUUCCAAAAAUUUGUUAUCAAGUAGUUCUAGUUAAUAUUGAAUUCAUGUCUAGUUGACAUUAUUAAGAUAUAGAUUCAAAGCUCUCGCGAUCUGGUUCAGUAAUAUAGAUGGCUGAUUAAUUUCAAGAUGUUAAUGUUUAUCUUUUGCUCACGGUUAUUUUUCGACGUGCAUUGGCCCUCCUUUGUAUUGGUUAAGAUGAAUAGAAAUUUGAAAUACAAAUAAGCACAGUUGUUAUUUUGUGAUCCA